Messenger RNA from Oikopleura dioica, 5985 nucleotides. The record is from the annotation of a GenBank genome assembly. NCBI's taxonomy places the organism in Eukaryota, Metazoa, Chordata, Appendicularia, Copelata, Oikopleuridae.
AUGGAACAUCCAUUUUUCAAAAUUCAAGAAUUUACCAUUUACAUUGAUGGUCAGCCUGCAUAUCGAUCUCCUUGGUCAACUGCAACUCAGCACUACAUCAACUUUAUGAAACACAAUGGACGAUGGGAGAAUGCAGCUACAGCUAGCGGACUCGACUAUUUUGUCUUUAAAGGGCAAAAUUGGUUGGUGCCGCUCAUUUUCGACAAUGAUGGUGAAGGUCAAACUGCGCUCGUUACUGCAAAAAUCAAAUUUGCCGAUACGCUUGUGCAACAAUGGGAUGCAAUGAUUAUGAGGCUGCCAGUGCGAGAGCUGUUUUUGGACGCCAAAGCUCGAGGCGAGAGAUUUCGUUCAAGAACAUCCGAUGAUUCCUCUGAUUCCGAUGAUGAUGAUGGAGGCUGCAAGACCAACUUUUACCACGCAGUCAAGCUGGGAAUAAAUUGGCACCGUCUGUCUGGAGGUAAGCAGCCAAAAACAAUUUCGCGCGCCUUGUGGGAUAAAAUUGUGGAUGUCAAUGUUGAUGAUUUGGUUGCCGAGUUUGGCACUCCAAAACGCAGCGAUUUUCCUCGUAUUGAAGAGCGACUCGGAAUUGAUCUCUACAUUUUGUAUGGGGGACGUUAUGCGCCCCUGGGAAUUUCAUAUAGGCCCUACAGAACGUCUGGACCUAGUUGCAUUCGAAACGUGCUUGGCGAGCUAGAAAAACUUGACCGCGAUCGGCCGCUUGUUGUUUUGCAGAGUAGUAGGCCAUUUUUCCAUCGCUUGGGCACGUUUCAUUUUAUUCCAACUCGCCGCGUGGCAGAAGAUUUUGACAAAAAUUGGAUUUCUGUUUGGAGAGCCAUUGUCAACUGUAAAUGGCCAAAGUUGAGCCGGGAAGAGCAGGACUUGAAAAUCGAGCACGUGAAAAAGGAGCUGACGUUGGCGGAAAAUGAGCGGUUUUCAAUUUCCGAUGGUGUUCUUGGCCGGAUAAGAUCUCGCUUUGGAGUCAACAUUAUGCUUUAUACUGGCAAUGUUGUCAACGAUAAUGUGCGCGAUCGUCGUUGUUAUUAUGGCGCCAUGCCGCUCAAAAGUCACAAGCAGCUGCAUCUGCUCGUCGCUGGGCACACAAGUGACACUUUUUUGGACCAAUUUGAAAAAUUUGCCAACGUGAGCUACAAGCGCCUUAAAGCCGAGCCCUGGAGAAACCCUGGCCUUGCUGCUCACCCCAACUGGCGAAAAAGUCGACUCGAAAAGUAUCCUGACAGUUUGAGAGAAUUGGCUGGUUUUGCUGGGACUUAUAUCGCCACUGCUGGAACUGGCGGUGCCGCCGCUGGUGCCGCUGCCAUGCAAGACGAAGACGACUACAACUGUGCCGACUAUGGCGACCUUACCGACGUCGACGAGCGGUGCGACUCUGACGGUGACGACGACGUUGACCUUUUUCCCGAGUACGACAGCGAUGCCACCGAUAUUGAAAACGACGACGACGAGCCGAUACGAAAUUUGGGUGGACUUGUGCCCAAUGUAUUUGACGAAAAUACCCGCGUGCGAGUGCUUCAAAGUUCCGAAGUGAAAGAUAUGCCGCGCUGCCCCACCCAAAACUGUCCGUAUACAAACGAUCGCCCCGCUCGAAUGAAAGAUCACAUCAAAAAGUGCACUCUAGAGCAGAGGCGAAUUAUCACGCAAACGGUGCGCGGCCGCCACGUGACCGACUUUAUAAAAGAAAUUGUCAAAGAUGGUUAUUUGCCACACGAGCAAUUUGUCCAAACUUUUUACAUAACCUACGACAUAGAAUCGGUCAUGUCGAGCGACUCGCUUGGCCGAAUUGCGUCAAUCUAUGGCUACGAAAACACCAACGACUACGGCAAGAGCGAGGGCAAUGGCGACGAUGACGACGGCGAGGACAAUGGCGGCGGCGAGGAAAUGCAAGUCGACAACAAUUGUGUUUCAAUCAAUGGAUCAAUGCAAGCACUGCCGCCGCAUUUGCGACGCCCAAAAAAGUCAAAAAGGGCAAAAACCCCAAAAAAGGAGCCGCUUCUCUCUAAUCACAAAUUCCACAAUGUAGUCUCAAUUGCUUGCAUGACUAGCGAUGGAGAAAAGGAAUGGUUUUUGAGAAAAGAUCUCAACUACGAAAGUGGCAUAAUUAUGGCGGCCAAGUUCGUCAAGUAUUUGUCCAAGCUGAGACAGCGCGCGGCCGAAAAAUUACCUCCAUGUCUUCAGCAAGGGAUCGACAUGUACUCUUACCAGCUGAGCAAAGAUGCCAAGGAUCAAUUUACGCCCGAGGAGCAAGGCGUCAUUCGCAAAAAGCUCAACUACCUCAAAGAAUUUUUCAAACUCAAGUGCUACGCCUGGAAUGGAGAAAGCUACGACUUGCGAAUAUUGAUGCCGCUGCUCACGUCGGUACUGUAUGAUUUUGUUGGAAGGAAAUCAAAUCAGCUCAAUAUAAUCAAACGUGACGGGGGCUACAUGAUGCUCGAGUGUGCGGGAAUAAGUUUUCGGGAUUUUAUGAACCACGUGGGGCCGAUUUCUCUUGAAAAAUUUGCUCGAUCGUUCAACUUGGAUCCUGCCGCCUUUUCCAAAGGCAUUUUCCCCUACGACUUGUUUACAGACAUGGAAACCAUGUAUCAGACAACUCAAUUGCCGCCCUAUCCAGCGUUUUCGUCUUCGCUCUACAUUCCGUGCAAAGAUCACGCGCUUGAAAUGAAUUCAAUUAUCAAGAGCAAGUUUGAAUCGGGCGAGUGGACGCAGCUCAACUUUUUCGAAAAACUCGACGAGUACCUUGGUCUCGAGCGACUGUACGAUUCUCCUGCGCUCAAAGAUUUGCCACCAGAUUGUCCUCCCACAAUGAUCCAGUACAUUUAUUCGCAUUUUGAAUGGAAGGGCGACUGCUACGAGUGCGAUGCUGAAAAUGAAGCGGUGAAAAAAAUGUUUCACAUUUCGCCCAAAGCCUACAAUGAAAGUCUUGGCCUCUGGGAUGAGAUUGCGAAAAGCGUCAAAAACAUGCACAUGGUGCAAUUCCUUGUCAACUACAAUUUAAACGACGUGCGAUUGCUGACCGCGGCGAUUGAUGCCUACUCGAAAAAGUGUCUCGAAGUUUUUGGACUUGGCGCACAUGGAGGACUCUCAAUUGCACAGCUUGCCCAAACUGCAGCAUUUAUGCACUAUGAUGAACAAUUGCCGCCAAUUAUUUCGCCGCCCAAAGAGGCAGAAAGCUUUUACAAUGAUUUGCGCGAAAAUCUUACAGGCGGCAUCUGUCAGUCUGUUCACCGAGCAGUUAAUCUCAAUGGGCCCAGUGACGAUCUUCCCAAAGAGCUGUGGCAAUCUACAAAUGGAGAAGCCUUUUGCGACUUUACAAUUUACGAUUUCAAUGCUUUGUAUGGACACAUGGCUCGUCAACCGCUUCCAAUUGGCGCCGGAAUGCUGUACAAGCGACAGACGAGCAAUUUCAACAAUUUUAGAGCGACUCCACUUUAUCGCAAAAAGGAAAAUCCCUCACUCGAGUCGAUCCGCUACCUCGAGUACUUGAACAAAAACUUUAUGGGCGAUCGCAUCAAACAUGCCUACAAUUUUGUCGAAAAAAAGAUUGGGCGAUAUUCGAUUGACGGCUUUGCUACACUUUCAAAGAUUUUCACCAACAGCGAUGGCGAGCACAUUGUUCAAAAGCUGCUUGUCGAGUACAAUGGCUGCCAUUUUCAUCCGUGUCCGCUUCUUUCCUGCAAAAAAGUGCUCUAUAAAUCCGCUAGAACACGUCGAGUUUCUGUCAAUGGCAAAUUUGUCAACAAGGUUCUUUCGACGCCCGAAAUUGUCCAACUAGAAAUUGAGCGCAUCCAUUCGAUUGUCGACACAUUGCGCGAGCAAGACAAGAUGCAAGACUGGGGAAAGCCUACUCUAGACGGGCAACAUGUUCAAGGCCUCCAAGGCCCACAAAAUUUUCACCACGUGUUGCGCAUCAAGUACCACUGUGAAUGGGUCAAGGAAAAGUCGAUCAUUUUGAGAAAACGUCCCGAGAUGCUCUACAGUGCCGAUUAUCCGUUUUUGUUUGACGAAGUCGUUGGCGAAAAUGACGUUAGGGAAACCUUUGCUCGUCGCAUCGAGGGCAACAAGACGCAAUUCUUUGGCUUUAUUAUGGUUGAUUUGAAGGCGACGCAAGAAGUUUAUGAUCGCCAUCCCGAAAUUCCGCCCAUUUUUGCGCGAGUAAAACUCGAAGCUGGAGACUGCCAAGGACACAUUGACCGCAUCAUUCCCCCAGAUGUCAAGAAGCGAAUGUUUCCCAAGGAAGACAACAUCUUUUGCUACAACAAGGAAAACUACUUGUGCACAAGCGAUAUGCUGGCAUACUUGAUUGACCAAGGCUACGAGUAUGAAAUCAAGUACUUUGUCAACUACUAUCGAGGAGCGCCCUUUGCCAACUUUGUCAACAAAAUGGUCAAGGAGCGAAUCGAGUGCGAGAAAAAGGGCGACGAUGCCGGCUCAAACAUGUACAAGCUCUUUUUGAACUCGUUUGUUGGAAAAUUUGCGCAAGCAAAUCAUCGCUUUGUAAAUACAAAAAUUGUCGGUGCUGAUCGUCUCCGCGAGUGCUUUGAAAGCUCAAUGUUCAAAGCUUAUAAACCGAUUCGCGUCGAGGAUGUGGCAAUGGACCCGCUUCAUGAAGUUGUCAUGCGCAAGUCGACCGUUAUUGAGAAUUUGGCACUUCAUAUCCAAGUCGCCAUUUAUCAAAACUCGAAGCUGCAUUUAUUGCAGUUCAAGGACAUUAUCAAGGAUUUCAUGAUUCCUGGAACUGUAAAAUUUUGCUAUUGCGACACAGACUCGCUGGCCUAUGCUCGAACAAGAGCGACGCUAAAAGAAUGUGUCAAGCCACACUUGGUGAAAAUGUGGGAGGAAGCUGUCGAGCCACAAUGGUUUGCUGGAGAAUCGGUGGAAAGUCAAAAGGAGCCGGGGCUGCUGAAAGAAGAGGCAUCGAUCCAAUCGGGCUGGUUUCUAACACUUUCGCCCAAGUGUUAUGCAUUGUGCCCAAAAGAGCCCUGCGAGUUGGAGAAGCAAAUUGUCGACCCAAGAAAUGAGCAUCGAACGCUGGAGAUUUUGCACACUUUUGCGCAGCCCGUACGGGAGCCCAAAAUUACGAAAAAGUCGACCAAGGGAUGCAAGACAAAGAUUCAGCUUUCAAUGAGAGGUUUUCGCGAGCGUCUAAGUGAAACGGUCGAGUACAUUCGGCGCCAAAGAAGUCGGUAUCGGCGCUCUGUUCCGUUGAGGCCUCCACGCAAUCCAGUAGAUGCAGACGAGAAAAAUGAUUACGAGUUGUCGCCAGAAGAGCUCGAUUGGUAUUAUCCCGCCUCGAGAAACAUUAUCAACUGGCAAAGCGAAAGCGACAAUCUUGGCGAGGGAACCAAGGCGGACAUCAAGUUUCUCAACGAGCUCAUUCCCAACAACAACAUGGAAAGCGCUUAUCCCGACCCCGAAGAAUAUUUUGAGCCGAUUGAAGAGGAGUGCCUGUAUGCGCUAGAUUCUCCGCUACAAUAUGCGCCAAUUUACUUUAUACGAGAUCAUUGGGACCAUCACAAAAUGUCCUUUGCUGGGGAUCGCUGGAAACGCCAUUACGAACUGUGCAAUCGGUACAGCAUCACUUUGCUCAACACGUGGGAUAUUCAAGAAACGGUGAGAAAAAUUGCGCACAAUCUCAAUGGGCUGCUGCGCGUUCAAGUCGACGCCUUUUACACAACCAUAAGCUCUAGAAGAUUGCGCGAUCGACAGGGAAACUUGCACGAAAUGAGCCCCAAGGUGAGGAUUGUAUACCCCAACACCUGGGGCUCAGUAAACGACACCGAACUUCUUGUAACUCCCGCCGACAUUGAUCAACUUGUGCACGAACUUGAACCCGACGCCUUCAAAAACAAACUCUUGAUCAACACAUUUCAGCGGCGCAACGUGUUUCAAGACUCGAAUGUGCGCCUUCAUCGCCUGCUCGCUUACCAAGUUGUCGUUUACACGUUUCCGCCCUCGUGGAUACAUUCCUAG